Molecule: messenger RNA, 1267 nt
Organism: Pogona vitticeps (central bearded dragon)
Lineage: Eukaryota; Metazoa; Chordata; Lepidosauria; Squamata; Agamidae
Gene: TSEN15
Product: tRNA splicing endonuclease subunit 15
Biological process (GO): tRNA splicing, via endonucleolytic cleavage and ligation
Molecular function (GO): nucleic acid binding
Source: RefSeq, a predicted model, not a curated record
GCGUGUUCUGCAGAGGACCUCUAGUGUUGAGACACCGACCGGAACGAAGCUCAAUUGCACGAGAAUGCGGCAUGGAAGCCUCGGGCAGCCGGUCCGGGCUUCAAACACCGGCGGACGGUGCUUCAGGAGCGCGGGGUUUUGAUUUGUCUGGUCAGGAGAAGGAAGCCUCAAAGGCCGGGGGACGGGCGUCGCGAGGGAACUGGCUGGGUACUCAUCCUACGUUCACAAAGAUGAUGUCAUUGGAUGUGGCUGACAGCAGUAGUGUGUAUGCUGCUUUCUUAGUGUACUUAGACCUCUUAGAAGUUCGAAACUGGUAUGAGGUGUCCUUCUUUGGACUAGCAGAAUUCCAGCUUGUGGGCCUUCGUGGGCGAGAGAGAGAAGCCGAAGAUUUUCAAGUGGUGAUGCCAACUCCUGUCCACGUGUCUUUCAGCCACGAGAGGCUGAGGCAGAUCAUGAAGAGAGCAUGCGCUUUGGAGAACAAUCCUGAUUCCUCCCUGUCCCUAACAUUGGCCAUAGUUGAAUCAGACUCUACAAUAGUCUACUAUAAACUGACAGACGGUUUCGUAAUGCCAAACCCUCCUGAGGAUACCAAAGAAAUGGAUGAUAAACAAUGGAAGAAGAAGAAAAGAAAGAAAGCAUGGAGACACUAGGGAGGUGAACAGCCGUGUCUGUGCUGGUCUGCUUCGGAUCCAGAUCAGCUGGGAAUUAAAAGGUGGAAGAUGGAACAUCUGUUCUGAAAAUCCUCUCUGAGACUUGGAAAUUGGCAGGCUGUUGAAGUGCGGAUCCUGUAUGACACUGGAACAUCAAAAAUGCUAUUGACCAGUUCAAGAAUCUGUGCUUUCCUCAUCUGUAACUUCAAGUUUUCAAACUGUGUUUUUUUAAAAAAAGAAAACUUCAGCCUGGAACAAAAGGAAAUGCUUUUGUUUCUGUAGGCACCCAGGAGUGCUUAAUUUCUUAAAGCAUUGCCUUCCUCCCCCUUUCUUUCAAAUUCCUUUAUGCAUGCUCCCAAAAAGUCUUCACAACAUCUGUUACAUUAAACUGCUUGAAUGCAGGCUCCUUGUGGAGUAAAGCGGUGCUCAGCAAAGUUUGCUGUAAUUCAUGUUCAUGCAAGGCAAACCCCACCUGCCCUUUUUGCUCAGAGGUGCUGCAGAUGGGAGAAGAUUAUCUCAUUUAUGGGGAACUGCUGCCUCCAGAGCUUUGAAGGGUGCCCUCCCAACUGACUCCGAGUUUGCCAACAGUAUUAAUAAAUACUUUUUGUGCAUUUUAA